Messenger RNA from Cylicocyclus nassatus, 1147 nucleotides. The record is from the annotation of a GenBank genome assembly. Lineage: Eukaryota; Metazoa; Nematoda; Chromadorea; Rhabditida; Strongylidae.
AUGGAGUGGCUAAUGAAAUAUGGUGGAAACGCAGAGAAGGUACCUGAUUACGACUGCAGAUCAGAAGAUAGGAUAUACGGGCGGAAAGACUACGUUCUGGGCACGAUAUUCAUUGCAUACGGAAUUAUUGCGGAGAUCGUUUACAUAUUAGAUUUGACAGUGAUGGCGAAAAAACAAUAUCGACGUUUAUCGUGUUACAAAAUCAUGAUAGUAUUAGGGGUCUACGACAUGGCAGCUUUAUCGCUCAACUCAUUACUGACCGGAUAUUUUUGGUUCACUGGCGGAAAUUACUGUACAAACCCAACGUUCAUGUUUGUUGCUGGUGCUAUUGCUCUUGGUGGGGCUUUGGUGUGGAGCAUGCAUGAUUUGCUUUGUGUUGGUCAUAAAUCGUCUUCUGGACCUAGGGAACAGAGCACUCAUGCUAAUGGCAGUUUGUAUUUUGUCUUUUUUACACCUCCUCUCCUAUUCAAUUCCGAUGAGUCGGCAUGGUUCUUCUUCACGUUUGCCAAAAGCAAAGCGAAUAUUGCUGGACAUUUCCUAAAUUAUCCACAUACAGCAAACAAUUUGUUUGUCGUUGUGCUCACUUGUCUCCUGUACAUACAGUACUCUCGUGUUCUUCUACGCUAUUCCAGAAUAGGAAGCGGCUUAACAUGGACACAGAAAUCGUUUUUCUUGCAAUGUUCCACGAUCUGUAUGGCAAACCUCAUAGCUGCACUAAUCUAUGUCUACAUGCAGUUUCUUUAUACACCUCAAAGUCUCGUUAUUGCUGGUCACGUCUGCUGGCAACUUGGACACGGAUUUCCUGCCAUUGUUUACCUCGUCCUCAACCGUUCCAUACAAACUGAAGUCUUGGUACUGCUAGGAAUUCGUAAACGAAGCUCACUAAAAUCUCUCACCCAGCAUACAGCUUCAACAACUAGGCCCGGCAACAGUGCUGAGCAGAGAGUUAGGCGCAACAUCAUUUGUUGCUGAUUGCGAACGGUGGAAGAUCGUAAAAAUUGACGGGAUGAAGCUGCAGCAUGAAGAUUCAGUAACUACUCUUAUCUUGUUGUUUUCUCCGAUGAAUAAUUGCUUCGAAGUGAAUAUGGUAACUAUGCUAGCAGUCGAGAUGCUUUAAGUGACUAAGAAACCCGGCUGAACUUGGCCC